Messenger RNA from Microdochium trichocladiopsis, 1533 nucleotides. Its product is annotated as concanavalin A-like lectin/glucanase domain-containing protein. The transcript has 2 exons. Gene Ontology annotation, cellular component: fungal-type cell wall. The record is from RefSeq and is a predicted model, not a curated record. Bases 156 to 1247 code for a protein of 363 amino acids. Gene Ontology annotation, molecular function: hydrolase activity, hydrolyzing O-glycosyl compounds; glycosyltransferase activity. Gene Ontology annotation, biological process: carbohydrate metabolic process; fungal-type cell wall organization. NCBI's taxonomy places the organism in Eukaryota, Fungi, Ascomycota, Sordariomycetes, Xylariales, Microdochiaceae.
UGCUCACACCUCGCCCGGCGCCGCUCGCCCUCUCUCGCUCUUCAAAGUCACCAUACCACACGUUGACAAGGCAUUGAGACAUCUCGGGGCGGUCUCUGUCGGUCAUCUGAGACGACCUAAUCCCGCCAGACCAGACCCAUAUACCACAGCCCACCAUGAUGCUCUCGCGGCACGGCCUGGGCGCCGCUGUCGUGGCUGCCCUCUCAAUGGGCCAUGCUGCUGCUCAGACGUGGACGUCCUGUAAUCCUCUCACAACCACUUGCCCUCCCAACACUGGGCUCGGUAUGACCGUCGAUGUCGACUUCACAAAAGGCAGCGUCAACUCGUUCGUUGCUUCCGGCGGCGGUUCGGUAACCUACGACCCCAAAAAUGGCGCCACCUUCACCGUCACAAGAGGUGGCGAUGCCCCACAGCUCGCCUCGGUCUUCUACAUCAUGUUUGGUCGCGUAGAGAUGACCUUCAAGGCAGCCCACGGCGCGGGCAUCGUCUCUUCGUUUGUGUUGCAGUCCGACUGUCUCGACGAGAUUGACUGGGAGUGGCUGGGCGCCGACCCCACGGAGGUGCAGUCCAACUACUUUGGCAAGGGCAUCACAACGUCGUACAACCGCGGUGCCUUCCACCAGACCCCAGAGAACCAGAACAGCUUCCACACCUACGUGGUGGACUGGAACGCGAACCGCAUCGUGUGGACCGUCGACGGCACCGUCGUGCGGCAACUGGGCUACAACGACGCCGAGGCGGGCCAGUACCCCCAGACGCCCAUGCAGGUCAAGUUCGGCGCCUGGUCCGGCGGCGACCCGAGCAACCCGCCGGGCACGAUCGAGUGGUCUCGCGGGCCGACAGACUACUCCAAGGGCCCGUUCAGCAUGAACGUCAAGCACAUCAAGGUCACCGACUACAGUACUGGCAGCAAGUAUACGUACGGCGACCACAGCGGGACGUGGCAGUCGAUCCAGGCCGACGGUGGCAAGGUCAACGGCAACUUGAACGGCGCCGGUGCCCUGACCACGACAGCAGUGGCGAGCUCUCCAACGACAGCCGGAAAGCCGAGCGUCCCCGUGGGCGGCGUCGGCGGCGACACUACGGCCGGCGCCAGCCAAUACAACCUGCCACCAGGCUGGUUCAUGACGUCGGAGGGCAAGAUCAUGCCCAUCGGCGCAGCGGGUAGCGUCGUGCCGCCGAUCGCAUUUGUCGGCGUGUUCACGCUGAUGGCUUCGGUCUUUGGCCUUGGGCGGUUCUGGAUGUAAAUGAUUGAUGCAGACGAGGACACGUUUAUGAUUUUGAUUUUUUCGACAGCACCACAAGCAUGGUUGGAUAAUAGUCUCAUGAGAGAUUGAGCAUGGCAUCCAGGCGUUCUUGAUUUUGGGUUUGGUCUAGCCUGGGGAUAUACCCGAGUUGGUUUUUGGGCGCAUCAGCAUUGCACACGCUCACGAGAGGGCCUUGCACAUGGAGGCUUCAGUGUAGAUAGAUAAAAGAUAUAUAGUAAUUCGCGCAGAGAGGAACUAAUGAAGGCGAAAUCGUGUACAAAGAUAA